Ochotona curzoniae (black-lipped pika) is the source of this 3023-nucleotide messenger RNA. RefSeq names its product itchy E3 ubiquitin protein ligase (gene ITCH). The record is from RefSeq and is a predicted model, not a curated record. The transcript has 25 exons. Bases 194 to 2797 code for a protein of 867 amino acids. Gene Ontology annotation, biological process: protein K29-linked ubiquitination; protein K63-linked ubiquitination; ubiquitin-dependent protein catabolic process. Gene Ontology annotation, molecular function: ubiquitin protein ligase activity; protein binding. NCBI's taxonomy places the organism in Eukaryota, Metazoa, Chordata, Mammalia, Lagomorpha, Ochotonidae.
AGGGGUAGAGGAAUGCGAUGCCCGAGUCGGGACACCUCCCCCUUCCUUCCUCAGGGGCUGCGGCUGCUCCUUCUCUCACGAGCCGGUGUUUGCGGUAACAUGCCUUGCACAGUGGCCUUUUGGAGACAACGCCUUAACCAAAAGAAGUGAUUUGUACUGUGAGAACUUCGGGUUUGCUGUUAAUAUUGGUGGUAUGUCUGACAGUGGAUCACAGCUUGGUUCAAUGGGUAGCCUGACCAUGAAAUCACAACUGCAGAUCACUGUCAUCUCAGCAAAACUCAAAGAAAAUAAAAAGAACUGGUUUGGACCAAGUCCUUAUGUAGAAGUCACGGUUGAUGGACAGUCAAAGAAGACGGAAAAAUGCAAUAAUACCAACAGUCCCAAAUGGAAGCAAUCUCUCACAGUUAUUGUUACCCCUGUGAGUAAAUUACAUUUUCGUGUAUGGAGUCACCAGACAUUGAAAUCUGAUGUCUUGUUGGGAAGUGCUGCAUUAGAUAUUUAUGAAACCUUAAAGUCGAACAACAUGAAACUUGAAGAAGUGGUUGUGACUUUGCAGCUUGUAGGUGACAGAGAACCAACAGAGACGGUCGGAGACUUGUCAGUGUGUCUUGAUGGGCUGCAGUUAGAUUCCGAGGUCGUCACUAAUGGUGAAACUACAUGUUCAGAAAGUGCUUCACAGAAUGAUGAUGGCUCCAGAUCUAAGGAGGAAACAAGAGUGAAUGCAAAUGGAUCAGAUGACCCUGAGGAUGCAGGCUCUGGCGAAUAUAGGAGGAUCAAUGGGAAUAAUUCUCCAUCUCUCUCAAACGGUGGUUUUAAACCUUCUAGACCACCAAGACCGUCUCGACCACCUCCACCUACCCCACGUAGACCAGCAUCUGUCAAUGGUUCACCACCUGCUACUUCUGAAAGUGAUGGAUCCAGUACAGGUUCUCUGCAAACAAGUACAAGUACAAGUACGAACACAAGUACAAGUGCAUCUGAAGGAGCAGCAUCUGGAUUAAUAAUUCCUCUUACUAUAGCUGGAGGUGCAGGCCCUAGGCCAUUAAAUCCUGUCACUCAAGCUCCCCUCCCACCUGGUUGGGAGCAGAGAGUGGACCAGCAUGGGCGAGUUUACUAUGUAGAUCAUGUUGAAAAAAGAACCACAUGGGAUAGACCUGAGCCUCUACCUCCUGGCUGGGAACGGCGAGUGGACAACAUGGGACGUAUUUAUUAUGUUGACCAUUUUACAAGAACAACAACGUGGCAGAGGCCAACCUUGGAAUCCGUCCGGAACUAUGAACAGUGGCAGCUACAGCGUAGUCAACUUCAAGGAGCAAUGCAGCAGUUCAACCAGAGAUUCAUCUAUGGGAAUCAAGAUUUGUUUGCUACAUCACAAAAUAAAGAAUUUGAUCCCCUCGGUCCUUUGCCACCAGGGUGGGAAAAGAGAACUGACAGCAAUGGCAGAGUGUAUUUUGUCAACCACAACACCCGAAUUACACAGUGGGAAGAUCCACGAAGUCAAGGUCAGUUAAAUGAAAAGCCCUUACCUGAAGGCUGGGAAAUGAGGUUCACAGUGGAUGGCAUUCCGUAUUUUGUGGACCAUAAUAGAAGAACAACCACCUACAUAGAUCCUCGCACAGGAAAAUCUGCCCUAGACAAUGGGCCACAGAUAGCCUAUGUUCGGGACUUCAAAGCGAAGGUUCAGUAUUUCCGCUUCUGGUGUCAGCAACUGGCCAUGCCACAGCACAUAAAGAUCACAGUGACAAGAAAAACAUUGUUUGAAGAUUCCUUUCAACAGAUAAUGAGCUUCAGUCCUCAGGAUCUGCGAAGACGUUUGUGGGUGAUUUUCCCUGGAGAAGAAGGUUUAGAUUAUGGAGGUGUAGCAAGAGAAUGGUUCUUUCUUUUGUCACAUGAAGUGUUGAAUCCAAUGUAUUGCCUGUUUGAAUAUGCAGGGAAGGAUAACUACUGCUUGCAGAUAAACCCUGCUUCUUACAUCAAUCCAGAUCACCUGAAAUAUUUUCGCUUUAUUGGGAGGUUUAUUGCCAUGGCUCUGUUUCAUGGGAAAUUCAUAGACACGGGUUUCUCUUUACCAUUUUAUAAACGUAUCUUGAACAAACCAGUUGGACUUAAGGACUUAGAGUCAAUAGAUCCUGAAUUUUAUAAUUCUCUCAUCUGGGUUAAAGAAAACAAUAUUGAAGAAUGUGGUUUGGAAAUGUACUUCUCAGUUGAUAAAGAAAUUCUAGGUGAAAUUAAGAGUCAUGAUUUGAAACCAAAUGGUGGCAAUAUUCUUGUAACAGAAGAAAAUAAGGAGGAAUAUAUCAGAAUGGUAGCUGAAUGGAGGUUGUCUCGAGGUGUUGAAGAACAGACUCAAGCUUUCUUUGAGGGCUUUAAUGAAAUUCUUCCCCAGCAAUAUUUGCAAUACUUUGAUGCAAAAGAAUUGGAGGUUCUUUUAUGUGGAAUGCAAGAGAUUGAUUUGAAUGAUUGGCAAAGACACACCAUUUAUCGUCAUUAUACUCGAACCAGCAAGCAAAUCAUGUGGUUUUGGCAGUUUGUUAAAGAAAUAGAUAAUGAGAAGAGAAUGAGACUUCUGCAAUUUGUUACUGGAACCUGCCGAUUGCCAGUAGGAGGAUUUGCUGAUCUCAUGGGGAGCAAUGGACCACAGAAAUUCUGCAUUGAAAAAGUUGGGAAAGAGAACUGGUUACCCAGAAGUCAUACAUGUUUUAACCGCCUAGACCUGCCACCCUACAAGAGCUAUGAGCAACUGAAGGAAAAGUUGUUGUUUGCCAUUGAAGAAACAGAAGGAUUUGGACAAGAGUGACUUCUGAAAACUUGAACCACUGAAGUAUAAGAGCUUAAUUGCAGUGCUUGUCCUUUUCCUUCUCUGCCUGUUGCACAUCUUGUUGUAAAAUUGGACUGUGACUUUAGAGAGUUAUCUGAGUGUAAGUAAAUUGUUUCCCAGCGAUCUGGAUUUCUAUUCAACAUUUCCAGAAAUUUUAUCUGCAAAUGACUAGUGACACUUAACAUGAGACUUAACAGCAAUGAAU